This is a messenger RNA of Perkinsus marinus ATCC 50983, 982 nucleotides long. RefSeq lists its product as hypothetical. NCBI's taxonomy places the organism in Eukaryota, Perkinsozoa, Perkinsida, Perkinsidae. The record is from RefSeq and is a predicted model, not a curated record. The transcript has 8 exons. The coding region runs from base 26 to 934 and encodes 302 amino acids.
CUCUAUCGCUUGAUCAGUGAAGCGCAUGCCCAGCGCGGGGCGGCCCUCCCCGCAUAGCACUGAGUCAGCCCACAACAGUCCUCCCAUCUGGAAGCAGUACGUACCUGAUACCGCCCUGUUGGUAUCAGGUUCCUUGGGAGGUCCCUUCGUUAUUUUCACCCUCACCCCACUACGAAAUGGCUUGACGUUGGCCGCCCAGGACCGGGUGUCGACGAUGGCAGGUCUCUAUCGGCGCUGCUUCACUCAUGGCUUUCGAAGUGGGUGGGUCGGCGGUCUCUGGCCGAGCAUUCCUGCCAUACCACAAUUCUGCGUGCUAGGGCCUAUGUACCAUCUUUACGCCAGCUUCCUCGGUCAACAGGGCGCUCUGGUCUGCACUGCUGUCACUGAGACUGCUAUCACAUACGGCGCCAAUACGAGGAACGCGGAAGUUGCCUACAACCAGUACGUUCCUCGGAAGGAUCGUCUCACUAACCUCACGCCAGCCUACAAGCCCAUCGGUCCCGGCGCUUUUAUGCACGCGACACGGAACGCUCUGGGAAUGUGCGGUAUGCGUGUUUUUGCAGCGCCAUUGGAUGAACAUAUGUGCAAAGUUGUCCGCAACCCCCAGGCUUCUCGCAUGCUGUCGGAUUUUAUGGCAUCAUGUCUUAGUGGUGCCAUAUCGAUGCCAUUCAAUCAAGUUUAUAAUUUUUUCGUCACAUCAAAGGAGGCUCGACAGGCCACCCGUAUACAGCGAGUCGCCCUCGCGACAACCUACCUCCGACGACAGUACCUCACUACUACACCGGACGGCUCGGUGCGACCCAGUAGGAUCAUGCUCCGAGAUAUGGGCAUGCGAUGUCUGUAUGCUGGUACACUAUUUUGCAUUUACGCUACCAUUGAGAGGAAUCUUGUAGAGAACUGGCCUUACCUCACUGAACGAUUAUCUCCCUCAUGAUGCUGCCAAUAGUCUUAUCGAAGACAACAGCCUUUAAUGAGGCAACCU